Messenger RNA from Sycon ciliatum, 2808 nucleotides. Its product is annotated as tyrosine-protein phosphatase corkscrew-like. Gene Ontology annotation, molecular function: phosphotyrosine residue binding; non-membrane spanning protein tyrosine phosphatase activity. Gene Ontology annotation, cellular component: cytoplasm. The record is from RefSeq and is a predicted model, not a curated record. NCBI's taxonomy places the organism in Eukaryota, Metazoa, Porifera, Calcarea, Leucosolenida, Sycettidae. Gene Ontology annotation, biological process: cell differentiation; mitotic cell cycle; intracellular signal transduction. Bases 342 to 1994 code for a protein of 550 amino acids. The transcript is spliced from 13 exons.
AGAAAAAGGAAAAUCUUGAAAUGCUUCGGGUGGGAAUGCCUUUGUGGUGGGGUCGUUUUUACGGGCGACCGCGAUCUGUACUCCGCUGCCUUGUUCGCCUCCACCUUGGCCCGAUUGUUUGAGAGAUCGGUCCUUUUGGACACUGUGCUUGGAUUGCAGGACUGGCCUUCACGGCUUCAGCUAAAGUCGAGUAGUAUUUCAAACAAAGCCGUGGGGACGUGGACUGUUGUAGUAAGAGAGUAUUGGUGCUAGGCCAGCUAGACAAGCCAUCCAACAAGAUCCGGCAAAGGCCGCGUUCUCCAUCCAGUGCUGUUGGUCUUCCAUAGAGUGAAAUUGAUGCUAUGGCAGUUCAGACGAGAAGAUGGUUCCACCCGAGUGUUUCUGGAGCUCAGGCCGAGCAGUUGCUGUUGGACCGGGGUAUCCGUGGGAGCUAUCUCGUCCGUCCCAGCUCCAGCAACCCAGGAGACUUCACCCUCUCGAUCAGGACUGGCGACGAGAUCUCGCACAUCAAGAUCCAGAACACUGGCGACUUCUACGACCUGUACGGCGGCGAGAAGUUUGCCACGCUGUCCGAGCUGAUCGAGUUCUACACGAAGUGCCAUGGGCAGCUCAAGAAACUGGAUGGUCAGGUGAUUGAGCUGACCUAUCCUCUGUUAUCGAGCGAAGUUACCACAGAAAGAUGGUUCCAUGGUCAUAUCACAGGCACUGAUGCCACUGCGCUGCUGGCCGAGAAAGGUCAGAAUGGCAGUUAUCUAGUGCGAGCAAGUAUCAGCCACCCUGGAGACUACGUCCUUACUGCAAGGUGCGAGGAUCGUGUGACUCAUAUCAUGAUCCGCUUCAAGGACGCCAGGUUUGACGUGGGAGACGGCGAGAGUUUCAGUAGCCUCCCCGACCUAAUUGACUUUUACAAGAAACACCCGGUGGUCGAGACCAACGGAAGCGUUGUACAGCUCCGACAGCCAUUCAACGCCACCAAGUUUAGCAUUAAGGGAAUCAAUGAGAGAGUCGAACAGCUCGAGUCAUCGGAGAACGACGACAAGAGCAAGGGUGGAUUCUUCGAGGAGUUUGAAGAACUUCAGGCGAAGGAGGCGAAUCACACAUUUAGCCGUAAAGAGGGUGCGCGUCCGGAGAACAAGAAGAAGAAUCGCUACAAGAACAUCUUGCCAUUUGACCAUACCCGCGUGGUGCUGAAGGGAACAGAUCCCAGUGUGGUUGGAUCAGAUUACAUCAAUGCCAGCUAUAUCUCCGCCAAGGAGUUGAACCUUCAGAACCAGUAUAUCGCAACCCAGGGCUGCCUGCCAGGAACGGUCGAUGACUUCUGGCAGAUGGUCUGGCAAGAAAACAGCCGUCUAGUUGUGAUGGCAACCAGUGAAGUUGAACGGGGCCGGAGCAAAUGCACACGCUACUGGCCAGAGAUCAACAAGACUGGAAACUACCGUAAUUUCUGCGUGACGCACACGAAGGAGGACCAGCUGUCUGAUCACAUCCUGCGCGUCUUCAAGCUAGAGAAUACGCGCUGCGACGAACCGGCGCGCUUCAUCUACCACUUCUACUUCAUGUCGUGGCCGGAUCACGGAGUACCUGCCCAGCCUGGUCCCGUCCUUGCUUUCAUGGAGGACAUCAACGAGAGGCAGCGGACGCUGGAGCGCAGCGUCCGCGGCGGAAUUGGCCCAAUGGUUGUCCACUGCAGUGCCGGGAUCGGCCGUACAGGUACUCUGAUCAUUAUUGAUCUGAUCAUCACAGCCGUAGCUAUCUAUGGUAUUGAGACGGACGUGGACAUAAUGAAGACAAUUCAGUCGGUGCGCACACAGCGGUCGGGCAUGGUGCAGACCGAGGCCCAGUACAAGUUCUGCUACCUGGCCGUCAAGCACCACAUCGACACGCUCAAGACGCGCAUCCAGGCCGAGCAGGAGGCGGACGACAGCUCGCUGUACGGAAACAUCGCCGGUGCCUCCAACCUGGUCCCCGGCGGCCGUGUACUGGGCAUGCGAUGAUGCAGCACAUCAACCUAACCUCACCGGUCCGAGUCGGUCUUUUUUUUAAGUCACCCGGUCUGGUUUAAGGCAUCAUCAUCAUCGUCCUUCUUCGUUUCUUUGUCAAAUUACUCUGUGUCCAGGUAAAGACGAAACCACUAAUACCACCUCCCAUCGUUGUAUAUUUAUUUUAUCAAGUCAUGAAACACACACAUCCGUUUUUUCCCCGAUUUUUCUUCGACAACCUGCGACUUGUAAGGUGUCUUUGGAAGCAAUGGUGGCGGUGACACCAGCGCGUAUUGUAUGACUGUGUCCUGCCUGCCCCAGCUCCUUGCAAGCUGGCCUGCGUUCUCUUCCGUUUUUUUUCUAACCGGCUAACAGCCGCCCUUCCUUGCUGCAGCCCCAUCAUAUUGAUAAAACCUGUAACCUGUCCUAAACGGAUCUUUGUGCGAGCGACGUUGUCCAUAGCGACCUUUUAUCCAUUUCAAUGAUUUCAUCUUUUCUUUUCUUCUUUUUUUUAACGCAUUCUGACUGUGAUUGCUUGCUUCUGCUCUCUAAGCUGCAUCAUAACAGAUUGUUGCGCAGCAAGCUCACCAACCAUCUGUUCAUGUCCUCUGCUUUCAAAACCUGCCUGAUGAGCUUUUGCCGAAAAUCCCGCCGUUGUGUUUUGCCCACGGCCCGUGGCGCUCUCUCUCUCUCUUGUUUUUUUCCCCGUUGCCAGCGACCUCUCGUUGCAUUCUAAGAUGCUGCCUCCCUGCUGGCGUCAUUCUCGUUUUGAGUUCCCUGUGUGCAAAGGUCUUGAUCUGUAGAUGGUCAAUAUGUGCCAGACUUGCCA